AUGAACUUCCACGGCAGUCGGAGGCGAGGGGAGGAUGGCAUCGCUAUGGUGAUUGACUUCCUGCUGUCUAAUGCCCGGCUGGUUCUGGGAGUGGGGGGGGCUGCUGUGCUUGGUAUCGCUACACUGGCAGUGAAACGGCUGAUUGAACGUGCUGGCCGAGCAGCAGACGCUGAAAAAGUGGAGCAGAAGAUGGCUGAGAGCUGGGAGGAGCUCAGCUUAGUGUCCGCUUCUCCCACUCUGCUGAAGAAGGGCAUUGAGGGCGUGGUGAUGAAACAUGUCGCCAAGGCAACCAAACAACAGAAAGGUGACCUCUGCCAACAACCUCCAACAUCCAGUCUGGAGCUGCAGCCUAAACCUGAGUCCAAGUCAAAGAGACUCCAGCUAUGUGUCCUCAGUCUGCAGGAGCGUCUGCAGCAGUACUAUCACACUAGGGCAGCACUCGCCCCGCAAGAGGUCCAGAGGGCUCAGUCUCUGGCUCUGGACAUCUGCACUGAGAUCCAGGGUUUUCUGCACAGCCGGCACCCGGACAUGCCUCUGGGAGAAAUGAGUCUGGGCGGCUCUCUGCUUGAUGACCUGCAGGUGGUCAGUGCGGACCACGCAUGUCUCCUGGUGCCUCUGCAGCUGGAGGCCUCACUAUGGCAUCUCGUACCCGGAGAGGAAACCCUGCUCACACACCCUCUGCACUGGAUGGUCCGACGGGUCAAUCUGGAGUAUUUCCCCAGAGGCCGAAGUUACUGGGACAGAUACCUGGUGGGCGGUUACUUGUCAUCAGAAGCAGUUGUGAACAUGUUCAGUAAAACCGUCAUGGAAACCAUGAACUGGCCGACCAUUAGCAGCACUCUGGACUGUCUAGUCAGACCUGUACCAGGAGGACCAGACCUGAGACUGGAGAUUCGGCCUGGAAAUGAAAAUGGAGGCAUAGAGAGCAGCACCCCCCCAUUGUUUAUCUCCAUGUUGCCUCUGCUGAGGGAUGAGGAUGUGGCCCUGACUGCCCAGCCAGAGCUCACCUCUCCCUGGGUCAAUGCCUGGCACCUCUCCCUGUACCCCUGGGAGACUCAGCGGCUGGCUCAGCUUGAUGCUUCUGACGGCGGCUACCGCAGACUUACAUUGAAAAUCCUUAAGGCGGUGUGCAGACUGAACCCAGCUCUGCGACCGCUCAAAGCCGCCCCGCUGGCUAACCUCAUCCUGCACCUCAGUGAUGGCGAGAGCGACUGGUCUGAGAGCAGCUUGGACGUGCGAUUCCAGCAGUGCAUCACAGAGCUGAUUGGCUACUUGGAGCAAGGGGCGUUACACAGUUACUUCAAGCCUGCUGUCAAUCUGUUGAGCAGCUUGUCAGAGGACCAGGUGGACCAGAUGGGCUUCAUGCUCUACUGUGCCGUGUCAGAGCCAGAAAUACUGCUCAUAUAGGAACUGUGUACAUGGAAGUUUAACAAUAAAUGUGUUGACAUCCAAAAUGUCUGCUUCAGGAUCGAAAUGUCGUAGAAGAACGACUCAAGGAUCAUGGAGAGUCCUUGCCUAACUUCCUACUGCCUUGUCCCUUUGUGUUGCUUCAUCAUCCUAUUUUAAUGAACAGGAUACAGUACGGUGCCUUUGUGUAUACGGUGUUGGAGGCUGAAGAGGGGAAUAUCCAAGGACUGCAGAUGUGAAAGUCAUAGUCAAGCUGAUCAACCACUCCAGUAAAAAGGAGACUUGCCAAAAAUGUGCUGAGGAAGUACUGGUGAAGAUGUUUGAAAUGAUGCUCCAGGAUGUGCCUAAGCUUAAAGGGGAAAGUUCAGAUGUUGUGUAUGAGGACUUCUCCAUAGUCAGUGUGUUUCCUGAAGUAGAUCAAUCAGCACAGCCCUGUUUUGGGACAGGCGUACUGACAACAAAGCCAUGCACUGCUCUAAAUAGGACCGGAAGCAGAAACUGUAUUUUAGCCACCUAAGAAUCGAACAGCGAGUAAAGAAGACUAUAUUUACAUGCAGAAAAUAUAAUAUAUAGUCCCAUUUAAAGAAGGAUUUGUUGAAAAAGAUCCCCCAGUGUUUGUGCAAACACAGCCUUGACUUUCAAAUGAUCAGCUGCCUUCUCAACAGUAUCAGCCUUGUGAUAUUUGCAUAAAUCUAAAAACCUGAUGUCUUCUUCCAUAAUGUCUAAAAGUUGGCAAAAGCAGUUUUUUUUUUUUUUUUGAGACAUCACAGGUGAUCUUUGUCUCUAGUUCAGUUGGCAGAAAACAAGCGGUAGUUAAACAGCAAAUGAGAUGCAUAUUUCAAAUAUGCGUCUACAUGUCCAGAUAGAGCAUUAGUAUCAUCAUAUCUAACAUGUCUAAAUCAGAAAAUAAUGAAUGUAGAAAAAGGCCUAAUUCGGAAGAUCCAAAUGGGAUACUGUACCGUACUGUUUGCAUGACAUCUGACAAAUUCAGAUUUUAGUCGCAUUCAGGAUAACAGAAGAAUACUGGUGUGCAUGUAAAUGUUUUCACUGCCUUACCUGUUAGACAGCUCUUUCUUUUGAGACUACAUUUUCUCUUCUACAGUACUAGGAGGCUUCAAAUAGUUUGUGGAAAAAGGACAGUAAGAAAAAACGGUUUAAGCUAUGGUGUUUAUUUUUCAACAUAUGCUCCAUCUAGGUCAGUGCACUUCUGCAAGCAUUGAUACCAGCCUUUAAGUCCAUCUGUGUAAAACUGAGGGCCAUGCGAUUUAAACCAUGUCAAAGCUAUGUUCUUUUUCCACAAAUGUUUUGAAGCCCCCUCGUAUGUGUGUACUCCUACUCUGUGCAUCCAUGCUGUUCAGUGCAAAACACCAAGUUAGAAAAUGCUGUCUGAUAGUGAAUAAACCAGUGGAAAUAUUCUAAAUCUAGCAUGUACUUGAACUGAUAUUUAAACUGUUUAUUUGUAUUUUUCUAAGUAGCUAAAAUACAGUUUUGGAUCAUGUUCCCUAUGGCAUAUGGCAUUACUUCUGUUUCAGUACUCAUUUUUUCCUCCAACCUAUGGAUGAGUAGCUCCCACAACACUACAUUAAAUAAUCUGAACUAUUAAAUUUUGGAGUCUGAAGGUAGACAUGAAAACAAUCUAAUGAAUCUAUAACAGUGGAGGAGGGUCACAUUAAGUGCAUACAUAUUGAUUUUCCUCUGAUUAACUGUGCCUUCUGCAUCCCUCUCCUGAAUCUUGAUGACAUAUUCUAACUAUGCAGAAUAAUAAUGACCUGCUGAAAAGCAAUACUUUUGCUGCACUUAACUACUACUCAGCUUGCCUGAGUGGGACUUAUUUAACUCUGUCUAUUUUUAUUAAACUGGGGGAUGAAGUUGUGUUUCCUGUUAGUCUUGUUCAGCGUUUAGUCUCCUGCCAAUCUUAUCUGGAUAAACUAACCUCCUAAACAAUGGUCAGACUUGCCUAAUAAUUUUAUGCAGUUGCUUUUAAAUGCAGUAUGAAUAUUGGGAGUGUUUCACUUGUGUCUUGCCAAGUAA
Messenger RNA from Sphaeramia orbicularis (orbiculate cardinalfish), 3438 nucleotides. It is a transcript of the gene mief2, whose product is annotated as mitochondrial elongation factor 2. Gene Ontology annotation, biological process: positive regulation of mitochondrial fission; mitochondrion organization. Gene Ontology annotation, cellular component: mitochondrial outer membrane. The coding region runs from base 1 to 1407 and encodes 468 amino acids. NCBI's taxonomy places the organism in Eukaryota, Metazoa, Chordata, Actinopteri, Kurtiformes, Apogonidae. The transcript has 7 exons. The record is from RefSeq and is a predicted model, not a curated record.